UAACAUAAUAUAUAGAGCACCACUAUAGCUAAUUAAAUACCUAGGACAAAUGUAAAUAAUAUUCCAUAAAAUAACAUUCGGCAUUGAGCACGUCCAGAUAUUAUAUUUGAUUAAUUAAUUAAUAAAAUAAAUAUUAAAUAAAAAAAAUGCAGAGGGAAGAAGAGGAACCAGAACCUUAUGGAGGCUGGCUCGGAGGAGUACAAGACCUUAAUCUCGAUCCAGAAUGCAGCAACAUUUGCACAUUGUUGCAAAAAAUGAUGUUUUUGAGUGAGAAGUUAUUGGAUCUAGGAAUGAAAUAUUAUGAUAAGGGCACUGGUAGCACUGUAGAAGAGCAAAUAUGGAAUUUUCUCAUGAGAAAAGACAUGGCCACUGGCAAUUUUCACUGCCGUAACUUCUACUUACCCUGCUGCGAACAUAAAACAAUUGAUAUUUACAAAAGUACAACGCCAAAAUCUUGAACCAGUAUGCAAUAUUUGCACAUUAUUACAAAGAAUUGUGUUGUUGGAAUGAGAAGUUAUUAGAAUGGCGAAUUCCAAUGUCGUAACGUCGAUUUGCCAAGGAGUGAACACACAAUAAAUUUUAUAAAUAGAAUCAAUUACUGCUUGAAUUUAUCAAGAUACAUCCAAUCGACAAAUGUAAAUAACAUUCCAUAAAAUAACAUUCGGCAUUGAGCACGUGCAGAUAUUACAUUUGAUCAAUUAAUUAAUAAAAUAAAUAUUAAAUAAAAAAAAUGCAGAGGGAAGAAGAGGAACCAGAACCUUAUGGAGGCUGGCUCGGAGGUAUAUUUUAUUUUAUAAUCAUGAAUUUAAACAAUUUUUUAAUCGCCAACUAAAAUAAAGAAUUAUUA
Messenger RNA from Cotesia glomerata, 847 nucleotides. RefSeq lists its product as uncharacterized. Bases 147 to 458 code for a protein of 103 amino acids. The transcript has 2 exons. NCBI's taxonomy places the organism in Eukaryota, Metazoa, Arthropoda, Insecta, Hymenoptera, Braconidae. The record is from RefSeq and is a predicted model, not a curated record.